This is a messenger RNA of Drosophila serrata, 1190 nucleotides long. RefSeq lists its product as uncharacterized. Lineage: Eukaryota; Metazoa; Arthropoda; Insecta; Diptera; Drosophilidae. Gene Ontology annotation, molecular function: inositol monophosphate 1-phosphatase activity. Gene Ontology annotation, biological process: inositol metabolic process; phosphatidylinositol phosphate biosynthetic process; signal transduction. The record is from RefSeq and is a predicted model, not a curated record.
GUGCGAAAAAUAAAGCUUUGCCAAAAUCAUUCCACAGCUGUUCCGCUAUAGAUCGGUUGAUUAUCGAGCCAUGAGUAAUAUAAUUAGUGAGGAAAAAUUGCGGGAAUACCACGAGGUAUCCGUGGAAUUGGUCCGAAAGUGUGGUCCCCUCUUCCUGGAGGGUUUCCAGAAGCCAAAAGCUGACUAUGAAGUCAAGUCGGCUUUCUACGAUUUGGUCACUGUGUACGACAAGCAAAUUGAAGCAACACUUUCCGAGGGUCUGCUCAAGGCCUUUCCAGAAUCGCAGAUAAUCGGCGAAGAAGCUUUGGCCCAUGCCAAAAUGCAACCCGAACUAACCGGCCCCACCUGGAUCAUAGAUCCCAUCGAUGGCACUAAUAACUAUGUCCGGAGGAUUCCCCAUUGCUGCAUUUCUGUGGGAUUGGCUAUCAACAAGGAGCUAGUCGUUGGCAUUGUCUAUAAUCCGGCAGCAAACGAGUUGUAUUCCGCUUGGCAAGGUCAUGGAGCUUUUCUAAAUGGCCAACCCAUUAGGACGUCAUCCGACGUAACAACGAUAAACCAAGCUGUGGUGGGCUACGAGAUCUCCCUAAUCGUGGUGGACAAGGCACGCGACAGCAAUGUGAAGCGUCUGUACAAGCUGGCCUCGAAUGCCACUGGCACUCGCAGCUUUGGAUGUGCAGCGCUUACGUUAUGCUAUAUAGCCUCUGGCCGUUGCGAUGCCUAUCAUGUGGAGAAUCUAAAACCUUGGGAUCUGGCCGGCGGUGCCCUAAUUCUCAGAGAAGCCGGUGGAUUUGUUUACCAUACUAGCGGUGGAAGAUUCGACGUGAUGAAACCCGAUUGCGUGUGCACUUGCUCCGAAGAAUUGGCCAAAAAUGUGAUUCAAUUAAUAGAGGAAGCUGAUGCGAUUAAGGGUUAUACAUUUGAAUGAUUAAAAAAUUUGAUAUUUAUAAGAUAUAUAUACAAAGCAACAUGAACUAGGCUAUUCUUUAGCAACAAAGAUCUGAAAUCUAAAGACAUUUGUGAUACAUCACGUUAAGUUUCUCUAUUAACUUCAAGGUCAGAAAAGUGGCGGUGAGAUUCAAAGAUAUAACUAUAUGUAUUAAAUUUUAAUAAGAUUGCGAGGUUUAGAGCGUUAGUUUAUAAAGUGAAGAAACCCUUUCAAAGGUCAUCAAAUAAAGCCUAUUGUAAAAUGA